Molecule: messenger RNA, 1855 nt
Organism: Biomphalaria glabrata
Lineage: Eukaryota; Metazoa; Mollusca; Gastropoda; Planorbidae
Exons: 2
Coding region: 62-1261 (399 amino acids)
Cellular component (GO): membrane
Source: RefSeq, a predicted model, not a curated record
AAAAACCUCUAUAAGUUGAGACCAUUUUUAAAGAUUACACAGUUGGUGGGGAUCCCUUUUUAUGUCUAUGCUCAUGGUAACUAUUAAAAAUUUUGAAGAUAGACAUCAAGAGUUACAGUCCUUGAAAAUGAGUCCUACUUAUCCUGUGACUAAUAAUGUGACAUUAAACUAUCAAACUACAACAUUGGUCAUGAACACACCAAACGCUAAAGUAUACAUCUUAAAUGUGUAUUGUUUUAUUGGGUCCCAGGAUUACUUCUAUCUUUUCCAGGCAUUUAGCUGCUUCGUCAAUCCUGUGCUUUCUGUCCUGGGUCUGUUUAUCAAUGCACUAUGUCUUGUCAUACUGGCCAAGAGUGGACUUAAAAAGACGUCAAACAUUCUGCUUUUCGCGCUUGUUUUGGCAGACUCCAUGAAUAUGUUCAUAAAUCUGGAUUUUCCCACUAGAAUUAGAUACUUCGGACCGCUUAAGUAUAAAUCUGGGCUCUGCACCUUUGAAUAUGACACUAUUAUGAAUGAAUUCCUCUACGUCUCUCAGCAUUUCUUUUCAUUUGUAGGUUUGUGGGGCCGGACUAUCAAUGCUUCGAUCCCGAUGAUUAUUACCAUCGAACGCAUUCUUGCUGUGUACUUUCCCGUGACAUUCAAGAAAGUGGUCACCACAAGAUCCAUAACUGCGUCCUGUUGUGCAGCAUACAUAAUAUGGCUGCCCCACGUCAUUGUCCAGACUUUCUACAGGCGCCUUGAAUACAUCCGUCUCCCCAACGGAAAAGUUGCGGCGAUUACCACCCAAACCGAGUUCUUGAUAAAUAACUAUAGUAUCUUAUACACGUUCACAGUCUACGCCAUGGAGGUGUUGUUGUCUUGGGUUCCCACCUGUUUUAUAAGUCUAGGCUGCAUCCUCAUCGGCAUCAAGAUCUCUGUCUCCAUCUCUCAGCGGCGAAAGAUGACCAAUGUAAAUAAAAAGCGCCAAUGGUCGCCUAGAACCACUCGCACCCUUCUGACCACUUGCCUUAUAUUUGCAGUCACCCACGCCAUUACUGCUCUUAUCAGCGCACUUGUCGUCGUGGAUACGAAGACCCCUCUAUUGUCCUACUUGCUAGAGGAAAUCUCACAAUUCAUCAAUAUCCUGAACUGCACAAGCAACUUUUUGAUCUAUUUUCUCUUUAAUAAAAAGCUUUGGAAGAUAUUUCUUCAAAUAGUUUGCCCGAUAAAAAAAAGUAACAUAGAUAAAACAUUUUUUUCUUUACAAGAUAUCAGCAAAUAAAUAAAAGGAUGUUUAAAACUCCGAUAUAAAUUUCUCUACAGUCACAAGAAACAUCGUUUGGUGAUUUCAAUUUUAUAUGAGACACAACGUUUCCAUGCUAAUUAAUAUUUUUUUCUCUAUUACUGCCUAUUUUAUCUUAUCUUAUAUAAUACAGACGUUAGUUCAAAGAAGAAGAUGAUUACGUCCAACGAGUCAUGCAUUCAGUCAUGCAUAUUAACCAAUGACUUAAAUUCUGCCAAGUCACUGGUUUUCCUGGCUAGCUCAGGCAACCGAUUCCAUGCUCUAAUAGCACUAGGGAAGAAGGAGUGUUUGUACAAAUUUGUCCUAGCAUAUGGAACGAGGAGUGUGCCUUUAUCUUUGUGUCUUUCUGAGUAUUUUAUUACAAUUUGUUUUUGUAUUUGAAGAUUAUGGUUAAGAGUUUUAUGUAUAAUUGCUACUUUAAUUUUGAGUAUUCUUUCCUGAAGGCUUUCUAAAUUUAGUGAUUUUACUAAAGGUGUUACUCUAGCCAAAUUUUAAUAUUAGUUUUAUUAUAAAUCUCACUGCUCUAUUUUGUGUCUAUUCCAGUUUCUUAAUGUUUUCUUGAGUUGAAGGGUC